Molecule: messenger RNA, 8358 nt
Organism: Varanus komodoensis (Komodo dragon)
Lineage: Eukaryota; Metazoa; Chordata; Lepidosauria; Squamata; Varanidae
Gene: RASSF8
Product: Ras association domain family member 8
Exons: 5
Coding region: 541-1797 (418 amino acids)
Biological process (GO): signal transduction
Source: RefSeq, a predicted model, not a curated record
GGGAAGGGGGGAGGGAAAGCCAGCCAGCCAGCCCCAAACUCUGCUGCCCUCCGCGGCCAAAUCCGCCCCGCAGCUCUGCAGCCAACUCAGCGUCUCCGCAACGAGAGACGGAGGAGAGGGCACGCAGAGUGCGUGCGUAAGGCAAGACGGGAACUCGCCCGGAGCCCCGCGAAAGAGACGGGGAGCCCUGUCCGCCUCGCCUCGCCCCCCGCUAGCCUCAGGCGCUUGCAGAAAAGCGCAGCUCAGCCGGUCUGCGCUGGAGCUGCUGCCCGGAGCCGGGAACGGAGGAAGGAAGGAAGUCAGUCCGGUUGCCGGGCUCGGUCCUUCCAGCCGAGCGGGGAGAGGCGGCAACUGCAGGAGGAGGUCUCAGAGGUGCUCGCAGCAACAGCCGCCGCCGCUUUUCUGCUCGAUUUGGCUGGAUCUUGUCGUGGAAAAGCUGUAAUAAUUACUACCAGUAUGUUGGUGCUAUCUGGCAAAGCUGUAAAUGUGACUUGACAUCUUGAGGACUGCAUCCAUGGCCGUUGGGUGAUCUGGUGAAUCAUGGAGCUGAAAGUAUGGGUCGACGGAGUCCAGAGGAUCGUUUGUGGUGUCACAGAAGUUACAACUUGCCAGGAGGUUGUGAUAGCACUUGCCCAAGCUAUAGGACGUACAGGAAGGUAUACCUUAAUAGAAAAAUGGAGAGAUACAGAGAGGCACCUGGCACCUCAUGAAAACCCGAUAAUUUCUUUGAACAAAUGGGGACAAUAUGCGAGUGAUGUGCAGUUAGUGUUGCGGCGUACUGGGCCCUCUCUCAGCGAGAGACCAACUUCUGACAGUGUUGCUCGGAUACCAGAAAGAACUUUGUAUCGUCAGAGCUUGCCCCCACUGGCCAAGCUAAGACCUCAGAAUGACAAGUCAAUAAAAAGGAGGGAGCCCAAAAGGAAAUCUUUGACUUUCACAGGAGGAGCGAAAGGAUUAAUGGACAUUUUCGGCAAAGGCAAAGAUUCUGAAUUCAAGCAGAAGGUUCUCAAUUGCAAGGCAACUGUUGAUGAGUUGAAGAAACUGAUCCACCUUCAGACUGAGAAGCUACAGUCUAUUGAGAAGCAGUUGGAUUCAAAUGAUGCUGAAAUCAAAUACUGGGAGCAGAGAUUCAGUUACAGCUUAGAAGAUGAAAUUGUCAAACUGGAGCAGAAGAUCAAACGGAAUGAGGUGGAAAUCGAGGAGGAGGAAUUUUGGGAGAAUGAGCUCCAGAUUGAGCAGGAAAAUGAGAAGCAGCUGAAGGAACAGCUCCAAGAGAUCCGACAUAGGAUUUUGGACUGUGAAAGCAAACUGAAGGAGUAUGUGGCCCAGAUUCAUGGUAUGGAAAGUGGCCUUGAGGCUGAGAAGUUACACCAGGAAGUGCAGGAGUCAAAAGUGAAUGAAGAAGAAGUCAAAGAGAAGAUUGAAAAAGUGAAGGGGGAGAUUGAUGUUCAGGGGCAGCAAAGUGUCCGGCUGGAAAAUGGCAUCAAAGCUGUUGAAAGGUCUCUGGGCCAAGCCACCAAGAGGUUGCAGGACAGAGAACAAGAACUAGAGCAGCUGACCAAGGAGUUGCGGCAAGUCAAUCUCCAGCAAUUUAUCCAGCAAACAGGGACGAAGGUCACCGUGCUACCAGCAGAACCUUCUGAACUGGAGGCUUCGCACACAGAGCUUGAGAGGGAAGCAACAUUUCAGACGGGAUCCCUGAAACGCCCCAGUUCAUCAAGACAGCUUCCCAGCAAUCUUCGGAUCCUGCAAAAUCCACUGUCCUCUGGUUUUAAUCCAGAGGGCAUUUAUGUAUAACUAUAUACCUCUUCCUGAGAGGACUAUGAAGGUACCAUGGACCAUAUACACUUCCCUCCUGUUGCUCCUGUUCUCCCAGUGAUGUGUGGAGAGGGGGGAAAAACUUGCUUUCAGAAACCAGCAAGCUUUAGUGUCUGGUUUUUUUAUACAUCAGAUCUACAACAAAAUUGGAAUCCUGCCUCAUGCACUGAUGCUGAUGAGGAAGAACUAAAGGAACCAUGGAGGCACUCAUCAGAAGUGUUGCAAUUGCUGCCAAAUAGCUAUGGUGCAAAUAGCUUCUCUGAAGCAUUUGGAGAGAAGCAUUAUUCCUCAGCAGGCAUAAAUAGCUGAUCAGAAUGCAAGAAACUGUGCAACUGAGUUAGGUGUUAAUUUAUUCCAUUCAGUCAGUGGAUGAGUGAAUGCUGACUUCUUGCCUAAGAGCUGGGUUACAUAUUAAGACCAACCCAAGGCUGCUCCUUAAAACAGCACUCCAUGUUAAGUUUUUCCUCUCUACUGUCCACAUGUAGAAUCGCUUCUGCUGUACUCUGAUGGCACCAUGUUGCGCAUUUCCCACCUCCCUCUGCACUUCAUUGUGCACUUGCCUUACCUUAGCAGCAGCAGCCAGUGCAACUGGAUGUCGAAACUGGGAGACAUCAUUCUAAACAUUAGAGGGGAGAACUCAAUGCGUGGAUGCAGUUUUCAGCAGCAGCAUCACGUUGGGCAUAAUUUGUAAUUUCGUCUUAAGUCGUAUUUGCAGUCUGAAGGGAGAUGUAUGCAUAGAUGAGUGUGUGUUCAUGUGAGAGAGAAUUUGCACGUGCAUGCAUGUGUGUGAGCACAGAAACAAAUUAGUGGUUCAUCAUUACAGUUAUCCGCAAUGUAAAGUGAUACUGAAGGUGAAAGGUGCAGAGUCUUUUAGAAAAUUCUCUGAUUUUCUUGUUCUGUUGCAAGUUUUGUUGUGUUAAAGCCAUUGCUGGAUUUUUGCGGUCAGUGGUGCGUCUACUUAAAGGUCCACAGGACUUCAUCCUUACUUGGUAAGGAUGUGUUUAGUAUUUGAUUGAAAAUCUUGUAGCUAGACAGUAUUUUAUUAUAUGAAAUUUAUAUUUGAGAUAUUUUGCCACAAUAAAUAUGCUUAUCAAGGAACAAAAUAGUAUAAAAUAUCUUCAGUCAAAUGUCUUGCCAAAGGAGUUCGACACUGUUUUUUUUUUUGUUUGUUUGUUUGUUUUGUCUAGCUUUUUUUUUUUUUUUUUUUUUUUUGGGUAACCACUGUGGUGUUCUUGUAUUAUAGCCAGCUUUUCCAGUAGACAAAGUAAUUCCAUUUUGGGCCACUCAUGACUCACAGAGUCAAACAACCUGCUAGCCAUGUAUGGUGGCCUGCUAAGUUCUUGGCAAACCUACCGGUUUUGCUGCACCAGAGAAGCAGCAAAAUCAGAGACUUACUAAAUGAUCUAUGACAUGUACAGCUGGUGGAGGAUAUUCAGCUUUGUGGGGUGGGAUGAGAAAGCUUGGAGGUCUAAUGGAAUGACUUGCUUACAGAAACACGGUAUCCCAUUUUUUAAAAAAUUCUGUAAAUGUUUGCAAGAUGAUUUCUGAUCAGUUUGUUACAAUACAAAAGGUUCUAAAGAAAUUGUCCCUUAAAAAGAGUACUCAUUCAUUUAUAAAAUACCUUGUCACCAAGUACUACCCAAAAUAAUAGAGUGUAGGUCUAGAGAAGAUUGCAUGCCCAAGAGAAAUAGGAGUAAGCACGUAAAUCAUUGUCCAUGGCAAGUUUUGUUUUGGUAACUGGAUCUCUACCUACUCAACUUGCUUCGAAACAGAACUUCAAGAUCACAAUGAUUUCUGUGUAUUUCAUGUAUUUCAAGCUACAUGCCAGAAUCAAUCUGUUGCAUUUUAAUUCAGUCUGCAUGAACAUAUGGAGGGCUCUUCGAUUCACUGGGGGAAUAUAUGGGCAUUUGGUGGCAGAAUUUUAGAGUUUGGUUUUGCAAAAAAUUUAGCGUUCAAUUUCUGAACAUACAAAUGACAACUUUAAGACAAAGGUCAGCUGUACUACCCACAGUAUAUUGUUUAAUUGCUGACAGUGGAAUCCAUUUAUGCUGCCGUUACCAAAGGACUGGGUAGCUUUACCGUAAAGCAGUGUACGGCUUUGUCCCCACUCAGAAACAUUACACAAGCAAACACACUGCAUGAAGGAAGAUGGAUGAACAUCCUGAAUCAUUCUGUCAAGCAAGGGACUCUUGCCUCCGAUUUGGCCUCAAUUUAUUCCUUUCAACCCUGUGGCUGGUUCCUUAGUCCAAUAACAGGGGGAAAUGGAGUUAUGGAGCAGAAUGAAAGAUCCCUCUUGCUGACUAAUGUUAACCUUGCAGUUUCUAGUUAUCAGUGUAAUGAAAUUGAAAUGGGAUUCUCGUAUAUGGUUCAGUGCUUCAAUCCAAUUUGUUUCAGUUGUGCUUAAGCAGACUGGUUUUUAUGAAGUAUGCCCACAGGUAAGAUUCAGCACAUCCUUGUCAGGUCUUCUGCUCAAAGCAGGUGUUUUGCAGGGUCACAUUAUUAGAUCAGGGAGUUUCCAGAAGUCAGUAUACAGUAUGUAAGCACCUCUUCAUUCACAAAGCAGAAUAUGGAAGAGGCAUCUCUCUUUAUUCUUCUAAAAAGUAAAGUAGAAUAUGCAGAACUCCUAACUAGAUUGAUUUGUAGACCAAUCAAAAUUGAAAGUGAACUCCCUUUAUGAAGUGUCUUCCUCAUGUAUAGCUAUAAAGAUGCAGUUCAUGUCAAAAGAAUCUGCAGAAUAAGUGGAUGUAUUUUUAAUGUUCAGUGUUAGCUCUAGAAAUGUUAAAUUUCAAAUAGCCUCUAAAAAUAUAAAAGAUAUUUUCAAAAAUAAUCUAUUAAAGAAAGAAAGUGGCUAUUUUUCUUCUUCCCUGUGCUCAAAUGCAAUUAUAGUCUGUGUUAAUUUUUCCUGCAGUUUUCUCAGUGAAGUGUCCUUUUGCUGUGUUGGACUACAACUCUCAUCAGUGACAGUAGCUGGCUGUGGUUGAUGGGCCUUGUAGUCUGAUACAUCUAGAAGGUACCUAGUUUUGAAAAGCUGUGAUGCAGUUUUGCCCAUCAGAGCAGCUAAUUCUGUGUCAUUUGCAUUAGGAAUGCCCAAAACAUUAACUUGUGGGGAUGAAAAAAUAGGCAUGGAACAUACACCACGAGGGGCAUGCGGUAGCCAGAUUGCUUGAGCACUUGCACCUUUCUUGCCAAGUCCAAUAAAAGAGCACACUUUAUUUUUGUAUGUUUGAAGUCCACAUGUGCAUCCGCUAUAGUGUGCAUCAUGUAACAUAGCAAUGGCAAUACUCGUGAUGGAGUCCUCCUUUGAAAAGGAAAGGAGAACCAAGGCCUUAACUUGUGUGUAUGAAGCUUAAUGUUCUUCUACAUGCAAACCUGGAAAGUGUCCACCAGCGAGACCCAUUGCCAUAGCUGGUACUCUUCUUUUGCCAAUAGGUUGGCAAUGGAGGGGCCAGAGAAACAUCCCUCAGGAGCCUGGAUUCGGCCUAGUGCCUGUCUUCAAACCUUUACCUUUAAAACUGGCAUUUGAAAGCUUAGUUUACAUUGUCUGGGGGAAGUGAAAGAAAGGAAUGGUUGGGUACUGCACUUCCUUUUGUACUAAAAGCACUAAGAGGAAGAAGUGGGCUGUGAGGAGGUGGGGACCUGAAUGGCAAGCAUUCAUUCAUACUCAACCCCAUUUUCUAGGUUAUCUGUACAUGUGAAUCAGGCCUCUGUGUUCCUAGGAUAAGUGGGAUUUCUAGGUAAGCAGCUGGGUAAUGGUGGACAAAUCCAAAAGCCAGCCAUGACUCAUCUUAUCCUGCCUCAGGCAGCCUCAAAAGAGUGGUGUAACAUUCUGGAGUGCUCUUGGCCACUGCUGUACAGAACUGCACCUCCCUCCCCUCAAACACGCCACGGAAUCCUCUUCUGGAUUCUGUGCAUCAGGGUUCGGCAGCAGAUGCGCAGAGUUUCCUCAGCACAUUAGUCAAUGUAGAAAGGGCUCCCUUGAGGGCAGAAAUGUUCAAACUCAACUUCUGUAGGUUUUGCAGCACGUAGUUUUUGAGCAGCAAUGGUUAGUUAUUACGCCCUUUACUGUUUUUGCCUGGAAAAACAGGGUCAACAUCAAAACAAGAGUUUAUUGCGGGAGGCUUAAUGUAGUCAGUCCGUUCUAGCCCCAUUCACCACACUUUAUUUGGUAUGAAGUGAAUUAUGUACGUACAGUCAAAUGCUUCCAGUGGUUAGGGACAUCAUUUAGCAUGUGAAAUAAUUCUUCUAAAUUGCAAUAUCCAGAACCUGUUGGCAGAUUCACAUGACCCGAGUGUUUGUCAGCUUGUUUAAAAGCAUGCCCCCAUAUAGACAUUUCCUUUGUGAAUACUAAGAAUAAUUGGGUUUUCAGAGAAGGAAAGGGAAUGUUGAUUUUCUUUUAAAGCCAUUGCCCAAAUCUUCCUUCCUCAGCCUGGUACCCUCUGGGUGAGUUGGACUGCAACUCCGACCAGGUUGGGGAGAGCUGGCCUGCCUUCUCUAAGCUACCUACUUAGAAGGCGUGAAGCACUGUAUAGACUGCAGUGAAACAGCAGGAAAAAUACACGAAGUUGGUCCAAACAUGUUUGUUACAGAGUAAGGAACAGAAAGUUCUUAAGUCCUCCUCCACUGUGCAUAUAAACUUGAAGGAAAAUGGGAUAUAGACAGAUAGGUGCCAGUGAAAUUGCUAGCCAUGCUAGCAAAAAUAGCCAAGAGUGUUGUAGCACCUUACAGGCAUUUUUUUAUUUUUUUGGGAUAAGCAUUUGUGGACUUCAGCCCACUUCGUCCAAUGCAUGGAGUGUUACCGAGUGUUUCAAGUAUAGAUACAAUAUGUAUGCAUUGGUGAGGUGGGGAGAAUUGCUAGCAAGUGAGGCCAAACGGAACUUAUAUGCAGAUGAUACUGACAGUGACAAUCAUGUUAUUAGCCAUGGCCAUUCACCAUAGAGUUGCUGCUGAUAACACAAGACAGCCUGAUAUUAGGUAAGCCAAUUAGCACAUGUAAAAAUCUUUUACCCCAGUUCAGACCUCUGACAGGAGUUAACAGUGUUGAUGACUUCCAGUUAUGUUCCCUUGCUCUACAGCUGCUGUGGUGAGCUCAGUGAUAAAGUGUUGUGGCACGCUGAAUCCUAUUCUCCCAUCUGAUUUUAAGUAUUAACAUUUCUGAGGUCAGCUUUGUGCUAUACAGAAUGCAGAAGAACAGUGGUGAGCAAAGAUGGCAUGCCUCACAUUGAAAGAUGGGCAAGUAAAUGAGCCCUUCAUGUUGUGAGUGACAUGUUUAGGUCUCAUUCACAGAACAUUUAUGCUGCCGCAGCAGACAUCCGGGUUCGUUGUAGAGGCUGGUCUCUGUGUUAGUAUCCUUGUGAUAUGCCCUCAUACAACUCUGUAGCUGUCUUAGGUUGCUGGUCUUGGUGGAGCUCCAAGACUCUUGUUUUUGCUGUGACAGAUGAACAUGGCUACCCUCUGGAAAUAGUCCUGCUAGUGUAGUGCUUCCAUCCCUUUUUCCUCAGAUGGAUUUUGCAAGUACUUGCAUGCCACUGCUGAGUUCUCAUUAAAGGUAACAGAAGUGGUGAAAUUGGGGGUGUAAGCUGUGUGUUAACCAGCAUGGAGUGAAAGUGAAAGCUGCUUUUAGCCCAUUUUAUGUCUUUGAAGCAGGGUGUGCAGUUUGUGGCCCUUGAUGUUGCUGGAUGGCAGUUCUCCUCAGUCCUAGACAUCAUAUUCUAUGGUGAGGGAUGAUACAAGUUUGUAGUCCAACCACUUCUAGUGAGUUGUGUGUUCUCCAGCUUUAAGGUGAUGGUGUAACUGGUGAAAGCACCCAUAUGUCUGACAAGAUAGCCAAAUGUAUUGUUAGAGAGAGUAAUAGAGCUUUCCCCAGUGACCACACUUGCUGGGGUUGAUGGAAGCUGUAGUCCCAACACAUCAGGAAGGCAGCAGGUUGGAAAAGACUGGGAAUGUAGUUGGAGACCUGAAGGGAAGUCCAGUGAGGCAAGGAAAUGCUCACUGUUCUUAAGUCUGUGCAUCCAGGUAGCGUGAUACCUUGCCUUUUGUAUUUGCAUUCAUUUUAAGAACUGCAGUGUCUUUCAAAAGGACAUUGGUGAUUUAUAUAAUUAGUAUGAGAAGGUUUGGUAAAAUUGUUUGCAUUGCGCAGGCACAAUAUUGCACAUUUAUGGGGAAGUGGAGAGAAUAACUUUCUAAUUUUUUCCCAAACUCUAAAAGUUACACAAAUUCCUAGUGUGCUUUACCUUAUGUGAAUUGGGCCUUAAUUAUCCAUGUAAAUAACAAAACUGUAUUCUGAUUUAUUUUCCAUUAUUGAAUAGUACUGUGCUGUAUUUUUUAAAAAAAAGUCUUGAAAGUGUUAAUUUUAUAUUAUAGCUCUUUUUUUAGACCAUUGAUUCAUGUACAUUUAUUCUAUUUGUUACAGUAUUUUAAUGUUUUGGAUGAAGGCCAUCAGCUAUAUGGAGAUGACAAAACAAACCAUUCUGUCAAUUUAUUUAUUCAGUAUUUUUGCUGCUUUACUUUUUUGAAAUAAAAUUUUCAUUGCCAGUACAGUGA